UGACAUAUGGAAUGACAAGUUCCAAUGCCUAUUACUACACCAGAGUGAUGUCUGAGCUCUUCCUGCAGACCUCUUCAGACAGCCGUGUCUCCUUCCAGUCCAUUGGCAGCAUGGCUGACUUCUGGGUGUAUGCACAAGGCCCCCUUCUGGAUAAUCUCUACUGGACAAAGUGGUAUAACAACGAGUCCCUAGCAGCACACAGCACCCAGUCAUACAUCUACUAUGAGAACCUGCUGCUGGGUGUCCCACGCAUCCGACAGCUGAAGGUGAAGAACAAUUCCUGUGUGGUCCAUGAUGACUUCAAGGAGGAAAUCUCAGGCUGCUAUGAUGUAUACUCAGAAGACAAGGAAGAAAGGGUCUCCUUUGGGCUCAUCAAUGGAACAGCGUGGAGGUACCAUUCUGAGGAGGAGCUGAGUGGCUCCUCUCACUGGGGAAGACUAACCAGUUACAGUGGGGGAGGAUACUACAUAGAUCUCAAACUGACCAGAGAAGAGAGUGCUGAAGCCCUGCAAGUCUUGAAGGAGAAACUGUGGUUGGAUCGGGGGACACGAGUUGUCUUCAUUGAUUUCUCUGUGUAUAAUGCAAACAUCAAUCUGUUCUGUGUUCUGAGGUUAGUGGUUGAGUUUCCAGCCACUGGUGGUGCCAUUCCCUCCUGGCAAAUCCGGACAGUCAAGCUUAUACGCUAUGUCAGCCCAUGGGACUUCUUCAUUGUUGCCUGUGAAAUUGUCUUCUGUGUCUUCAUCUUCUACUAUGUGGUGGAGGAGAUCUUGGAGCUGCGUAUCCACAAGCUUCAGUACUUCACCAGCAUCUGGAACAUCCUGGAUGUGGUUGUCAUUCUGCUCUCCAUCAUUGCUAUUGGGUUUCACAUCUUUCGCACCAUUGAGGUGAACAGGCUGUUGGGAGAGCUGCUGAAACACCCCGACACCUAUGCAGACUUCGAGUUCCUGGCAUUCUGGCAGACACAGUAUAAUAAUAUGAAUGCAGUCAACUUAUUCUUUGCCUGGAUCAAGAUAUUCAAGUAUAUUAGCUUUAACAAAACAAUGACACAGCUCUCCUCCACGCUGGCACGUUGUGCCAAGGACAUCCUGGGGUUUGCCAUUAUGUUCUUCAUUGUCUUCUUUGCCUAUGCCCAGCUGGGUUACCUUCUUUUUGGGACACAAGUAGAGAACUUCAGUACCUUUGUCAAAUGCAUCUUCACCCAGUUUCGGAUCAUUCUUGGUGAUUUUGACUACAAUUCCAUUGACAAUGCCAACAGGGUCCUUGGACCUAUAUAUUUCGUCACCUAUGUGUUCUUUGUUUUCUUUGUGCUCCUGAACAUGUUCCUGGCCAUUAUCAAUGACACCUACUCAGAAGUCAAGGAGGAGCUUUCAAGCCAGAAGGAUGAGCUGCAGCUCUCGGACAUCUUGAAGCAGAGCUACAACCGGACACUCAUGAAGCUGAAGCUGAAGAAGGAGCAGAUUUCUGAUGUGCAGAAAGCACUGCAGAAUGGAACAAAAAAAAUAGAUUUUGAAGACUUCAAGAACAGCUUGAAGGAACUGGGCCAUGCAGACCAUGAGAUCACAGCAGCCUUCUCCAGAUUUGACAAAGAUGGCAACCACAUCCUUGAUGAAGAGGAGCAACAGCAGAUGAAGCAUGAUCUAGAGGCAAAAAGGGUUGCUCUGAACACAGAGAUUGAAAAUUUGGGCAAAUCAUAUGGUGACAACAACCUGAAUGAAAAUCUGACCUAUGUGCAAGCAAGGAAUAACCACACCAAUAAGGCCAGCUGGGUCUCCAAAGAAGAGUUCCAAGUCCUCCUUCAGCGUGUGCUGCAGCUGGAACAGUCCAUAAGCAUCAUUGGCUCCAAGAUUGAUGCAAUGGUGAGCAAGCUAGAUGUGCUGGAAAGAAACAAGCUGAAGAGGAAAGACCUGCUGGGCAAACCACUGGAUAAUGCUAGCAAGGAAGAAGAGCCCAGUAAGGAAGAGCUGCUCCCCCAGAGCCUAGCCCAGCUGAGGAAAGAAGAAGCAGAGUGUUGUGGGAUAGAACACACAAAAGGAAACAACCUGAGUGGCAGCUCUUCCCAAAAUGAGAUCUAUCCCAUCUUGCCCAGGUCAAGUGUGCUGGGGUCUCAGGUGCCCAAGAAAACACAGCCACACUCUGAUGUGUGCUUCUAG
Messenger RNA from Merops nubicus (carmine bee-eater), 2150 nucleotides. It is a transcript of the gene PKD2L1, whose product is annotated as polycystic kidney disease 2-like 1. Gene Ontology annotation, cellular component: membrane. Gene Ontology annotation, molecular function: muscle alpha-actinin binding; calcium channel activity; calcium-activated potassium channel activity. The record is from RefSeq and is a predicted model, not a curated record. The transcript is spliced from 13 exons. Gene Ontology annotation, biological process: detection of mechanical stimulus; potassium ion transmembrane transport. The annotation marks the transcript as partial. Lineage: Eukaryota; Metazoa; Chordata; Aves; Coraciiformes; Meropidae.